UUCAAAAUGGCAGACGAAACAACAGGAACCUCGAAAACUCCCCUCCAUAAAAAGGACAGAUUUUCCUCUUUGACGGACAAGUUUAGAUCAAAGUUCAAUGAAGAACCUGAAUUCUAUGCCAGGGCACCAGGAAGGGUCAACUUAAUAGGUGAACACAUUGAUUAUUGUGGUUACUCAGUACUUCCUAUGGCCAUAGAACAAGACAUUCUUAUUGCCGCAGUACCAAAUGAUUCUGCCAAACUAGAUCUUGUCAACACAAGCCCCGAAUAUGUAGAAUACAACUGUACUACAACUAAUGUAGAAAUUGACAAAAGUAAACCAUUAUGGUACCAUUACUUUCUCUGUGGAUACAAAGGUAUCAUUGAACACUUCAAUAUCAAAUCUCCAAAAGGUAUGAAUGUCGCUGUUGAUGGAAUAAUACCAAGGAGUGCAGGUCUUUCAAGCUCUAGUGCAUUGGUGUGUUGUGCUGCAUUGGUGACUCUGCGCUGUAAUAAACUAACCAUGUCAAAGGUAGAACUAGCAGAUAUGUGCGCUAAAUGUGAGCAUUAUAUUGGAACUAUAGGUGGCGGUAUGGAUCAAGCAAUUUCAUUCCUAGCUCAACCUGGAACAGCUAAAUUCAUUGAGUUUAAUCCUCUCAAAGUAACAGACGUAUCUUUACCAGAAGGAGCUACAUUUGUGAUCAGCAAUAGUUGUGUUGAGCUCAACAAGGCAGCAACCUCUGACUUUAACAUCAGAGUAGUGGAGUGUAGACUGGCAGCUCAGGUUAUAUGCAAGAGGAAGGAGCUGAACUGGAGAGAGUAUAGGAAACUCGGAGAUGUACAUAAAGCAUUGGGUGUGAAACUAGAAGAUAUGAAUAAUAUUGUAAAAGAGGUUCUCCAUAAGGAACCAUAUUCUAAGCAAGAAAUUUGUGAUAUUCUCAAUGUAACAGCUGAAGAACUUAAUGAGGUCACGCUCAGCUCAAACACAACACAUGUGCAAUAUUUUAAACUCUACAACCGAGCCACCCAUGUCUUUGCGGAGGCUAACCGUGUGUACCAGUUCAAAAUGGUCUGUGAUGAAAAACCCAAUGGUGCUCUUGAAACCCUUGGUUCUCUAAUGUCUGCAAGUCAUGAGAGUUGUAGGGACCUUUAUGAAUGUAGCCAUCCAGAUUUAGAUCAACUGGUUAACAUUUGCAUGGAAUCAGGUGCUCUUGGUUCUCGUCUAACUGGUGCAGGUUGGGGCGGAUGUGCAGUUUCCAUGGUACCAACCAAUCAGGUCGAACCAUUUAUGGCCAAAGUACGAGAGGCCUAUUAUUCAAAGGACUCAGUGAGGUCAGCAAAAGUCAUGACGAGUUUGUUUGCCUCUCAACCAGGAGGUGGUGCCAUCUUUUAUCAAGAUUGAAAACUAACUUCGGUAACAAGUCUGUGGAGCCAUCUUUUAUCCAGAUUGAAAAUAAACGAUAGGACAUUCCAGAUAAGGACAUAUAAAAAUGCCUAGGGAACAUCGAGGACAUUUAGAUUGAGGCACAUUGACAAUAUUAAAAUGUUUAUACCAAAAUACCUUCCCAAUAACCAUGCCACCUUUUUCGACAUCACAGAUGCUUUAGGAUUUAUUGAUUACAUUAAUGAUGUCAUAGAUUGUAGGUAGUUACAUUUACAUCAGGUUUUUCAAAAUAAGCAAUCAAAUCUUAUUUUUGCUUGGACAGAUUGCAACCUACAACGUAUGACAUCAUCGAAACACCCUAUCUUUUUUUUGAUUAAGCAAAAUAUGGCUGAGUUUCUGGGAAAGUUAUGUUAAAGACUCAAUUGGAUCUGAAAUAUCCUAUGGAUAAAUCCGACUUUGAACGUUGAAUGUUUCAACAGGAUAGACCAAUGAAGUGUCAUUAUAAAAUAUGAACCCCAAGUCCCAUGAGUAGAUUAUAGUGCACAAUAUGUAACAUACCAUUGGAAAGAUGACAUUGUGUCCCAGUGUUACAUUGAUAAACUUGUGGUGGUUAGAUAUGAUGUAUAGUACAUGUAUAAGUCAUGACUAUAAUCCUAUACAACAAUGUACAGUAAGAAUUGUGAUAGUGGAAUGCCUUGUACAGUGUAGCUCAAGAUAGGUUUAUUUUAUUAACUUUAGGUUCCUGUGUAGAUGCAGGAAGGGGAAGGCGAGUCCUUAGCGUGACAUUAGAGUAUGAGUUGGUAUUCAACUGGUAGUGGGUUUCGUAAUGUUUGAAUAAACUGAUUUACAUUUAUUAUUCCAUUGAAUGACAUUUGGUAAGGGAGCAAAUUUGUCAAUCCAUGCAUCAU
Owenia fusiformis is the source of this 2270-nucleotide messenger RNA. NCBI's taxonomy places the organism in Eukaryota, Metazoa, Annelida, Polychaeta, Sabellida, Oweniidae. The record is from the annotation of a GenBank genome assembly.